This is a messenger RNA of Oryzias latipes (Japanese medaka), 959 nucleotides long. NCBI's taxonomy places the organism in Eukaryota, Metazoa, Chordata, Actinopteri, Beloniformes, Adrianichthyidae. The record is from RefSeq and is a predicted model, not a curated record.
UAGUGAACUAUAGAAGAGACACAAACUCCCACUUUCAACACAGUUCAACACACAAAAGCCAAACAUCAGCUUCAUCCAACAUGCUGUCUGUGCAGACAUCUGUGUUCACUCUGCUGCUUCUAGUCAUUGGAACAGAUGUCAGCUGUGAAGAACUCACUGCAGUCAAGAAGGAAGAGUCCACUUUGGAAGGAACAUCUGUCACUCUGUCCUACAAAUAUCCCAAACUGUCAAGAAGUGAUUCUUACUUUUGGUAUCGACAGUUUCCAGGAAACUUAAGUGACAGUCUGGAGGAUGGAAUCACUGCCAGCAGAGCUGAAGUCUUUUCAUCAGAGGAGCUCACAGUUACUCUGUCCUGUAAUUAUUCAGUCAAAGCUAACAAUCUGCAGUGGUAUAGACAGGAUCCAGGAUCAGCUCCUCGGUUCCUCCUCCUGAUCACUGACACCAAAGAACCCAGUGUGGUGGAAGCAAAACCUCCAAACCCCAGACUGACUGCUGUCCUGAACCAGGAGAGGAACCAGGUCCAUCUGCAGAUCUCCUCUGCUGCAGUGACAGACUCUGCUGUAUACUACUGUGCUUUGGAGCCCACAGUGACAGGAAACAACACCUGGCCCUCCGGACAUGCUGGAAUCCUGCGGAGACAGGCAGACGGCAGCACCAAGCAAUCUCCGAUGCAGGCUGCCACCAGCCUUCCCGCCGACUUAGUUCGACCAGUUAAGGAAGAACUGACCCGGUGGGAGCAGCAAGGGGUCAUCUCAAAAGUAGACCAGCCAACUGAGUGGUGUGCACCCAUGGUGGUGGUGGUGCCGAAACGCACAGGCAGGAUUAUUGAAGCAUCAGGAGUCAGCCCAGACCCUGACAAGGUUAAAGCCGUCACCGGCAUGCAGGAGCCCAACAAUGUGAGCGGGGUGAGACGUUUUCUUGGAAUGGCAAAUCACCUGGCAGAAAAGAACGCCCUCUGA